Molecule: messenger RNA, 740 nt
Organism: Aspergillus campestris IBT 28561
Lineage: Eukaryota; Fungi; Ascomycota; Eurotiomycetes; Eurotiales; Aspergillaceae
Product: nuclear transport factor 2 family protein
Exons: 6
Coding region: 57-437 (126 amino acids)
Biological process (GO): protein import into nucleus
Cellular component (GO): nuclear pore central transport channel
Source: RefSeq, a predicted model, not a curated record
UUCUUAUCCCCUCCUAUACCCAGUCUAUCUGUUCUUUGCGAACAUCCACCAUCAAAAUGUCUAACUUCUCCGAGAUUGCCCAGCAGUUCGUCACGUUUUACUACCAGACGUUUGACAACAACCGCGAAAACCUCGCUGGUCUCUACCGCGACCACUCGAUGCUCACCUUCGAGACCUCCUCCGUCCAGGGUACUGCUGCUAUCAUCGAGAAGCUGUCGUCUCUCCCCUUCCAAAAAGUCCAGCACCAGGUCUCGACCUUUGACGCGCAGCCCUCGAACGCCGAGGGUGGUAUUCUGGUCCUGGUGACCGGUGCUCUCCUGGUCGACGAGGAACAGAAGCCCAUGAACUACGGCCAGAGCUUCCAGCUGCUCCCCGACGGCGCGGGCAGCUACUUCGUCUUCAACGACGUCUUCCGUCUGAUCUACUCCGCCGCAUAAAUGUGGAAACCUUAGGACAUGGAGGUAUUGGACUGGACUCCGCGGCGAGUUGUCCGGAGCAGUCAAUCGAUUCUCCCGGGUUUAGCAAGCAGGUGGGAUAGUUUGGCAAUAUGACUGAUUGGGAGCGAUCUAUGCGUGUGAUGUAAUGAAGAUAAUGAAUACCAGGUGGGGGGGGGGACAUGGGGAGAAAUUACCGGAUCACUUUUCGUUUCCGUAGUGUACGGCUUCGCUUCCCUCCCUCUUUGAAAUUUCCGCUUGAGUUUGUUUUCCCAGUUGAAUGAACAUCUAGAUCCAGAUCUAUCC